GGGACUGCGAAAGGGGGAAUAGAGGUGAGGGGAGGGAAGAAGCCAUGAUCGGCGUGGGAAAGAUCAAGCAGUACACCAACGUUCUCGACAAACCCCUCAGUAGAGGCCGGCAAGAGGUUUUUGUCGAUCUGUUCUUGAAAUGGUCGCUCGCAAUUCCCGAUCUCCACCCAGUAGUCAAGAAAUCGUGCAUCUUCGCGCGAUCUCAUGUCAGCUUGAGUGCAUUCGCAUUUUUGUUCUCGGAACUGGUGCAAUACAACCAGACUCAAGUUGAUAAUAUUGCAGAGUUGGAGAGAAGGCUUGAAGAUGCUGGCUAUGCUGUUGGAGCAAGAGUUCUUGAGCUUCUUUGUCAUAGAGAGAAGGGUAACAGAAGGGAGACACGUCUGCUUGGAAUUUUAUCUUUUGUGCAUAGUACUGUUUGGAAGGUUCUAUUUGGAAAGGUGGCGGACUCACUUGAGAAAGGAACUGAACACGAAGAUGAGUACAUGAUAAGUGAAAAAGAGCUUUUGGUUAACCGAUUUAUAUCGGUACCAAAGGACAUGGGAGCAUUCAAUUGUGGGGCAUUUGUUGCUGGAAUCGUGAAGGGUGUCCUAGAUGGUGCUGGUUUUCCUGCUGUUGUGACGGCACACUUUGUUCCAGUGGAUGGUCAACAACGACCACGCACUACAAUUUUAAUAAAGUUCGCAGAAGAGGUGCUCAGGAGGGAAUCAAGACUGGGCUGAUCCUCUAUGGUGUUAUUUAGCGAGUUGAGGCAUACCAAAGCACUUCUGAUUACUUCUGCAGCUACUUGGAUCUUUUUCUUGUUGAUGUGUGCAAUCUAACUCCCAUGAUAUGAUAUUCUGCAUUUAUAUAAAUCAGGUUUCAUCUGAA
Messenger RNA from Musa acuminata AAA Group (dessert banana), 867 nucleotides. RefSeq lists its product as uncharacterized. The transcript is spliced from 9 exons. The record is from RefSeq and is a predicted model, not a curated record. Gene Ontology annotation, cellular component: TRAPPII protein complex; TRAPPIII protein complex; TRAPPI protein complex. NCBI's taxonomy places the organism in Eukaryota, Viridiplantae, Streptophyta, Magnoliopsida, Zingiberales, Musaceae. Gene Ontology annotation, biological process: endoplasmic reticulum to Golgi vesicle-mediated transport. Bases 45 to 719 code for a protein of 224 amino acids.